Molecule: messenger RNA, 3054 nt
Organism: Gossypium raimondii (Peruvian cotton)
Lineage: Eukaryota; Viridiplantae; Streptophyta; Magnoliopsida; Malvales; Malvaceae
Product: probable transcriptional regulator SLK2
Exons: 10
Coding region: 191-2746 (851 amino acids)
Biological process (GO): negative regulation of transcription by RNA polymerase II; positive regulation of transcription by RNA polymerase II
Cellular component (GO): nucleus; transcription regulator complex
Source: RefSeq, a predicted model, not a curated record
CUCUAUCUACCAUUUUUUUUUUCAAAUUAAGUGAUAAAAAUUAAAAGAAAGUAAAGUUUCGCUUUUUUUUCCCCAUUCCAGCUCGCGAUUUGAGAUCUCUGCAACAAAUUGUUGAGGGCGUAUUUAUUAUUAGAAAGGCCUGGCUCUGGAUAGCUAUUUAGACACCGGCCACCAGGGGGCGGUGCCUCCAAUGGCACCUUCUCGGGUGGCUGGGGGUUUAACCCAAUCUUCCUCGAGUUCUGGAAUUUUCUUCCAAGGAGAUGGGCUGUCCCAGGCUGUAGUUAACUCUCGCUUGAGCUCACCUUAUGAGAACUCAUCUAAUUCAAUUCCUGGAACUGGGCGUCCUAAUCUGGGUCCGGUUUCGGGGGAUAUGAACAGUGCGGUGUUGAACAGUGUGGCAAACUCAGGACCUAGUGUUGGGGCAAGUUCUUUGGUCACAGAUGCAAAUUCGGCAUUGUCAGGAGGUCCCCACUUGCAGAGAAGUGCUAGCUUUAAUACAGAUUCAUAUAUGCGAUUACCAGCAUCGCCCAUGUCGUUUUCUUCCAACAAUAUAAGCAUGUCAGGUUCAUCAGUUGUUGAUGGAUCGUCUGUAGGCCAGCAGGGCUCUCAUCAAGACACAAGUGUCCAACAAAUGCAGCAGAGUCAGCUGCUGCAGCAAGGGGCCUCUACUGCUACGUCUUUGCCUGCAUCACAAACUGGGCAAGUUUCACUUCCCAUGGGUCCCCGAGUCCCAGGGUCCUUCAUGCAAGAUCCUAGUAAUCUAUCUCAGCUGCAGAAGAAACCCCGAUUAGACAUCAAGCAAGAAGACCUUCUGCAACAGCAGGUGUUGCAACAGUUGCUGCAAAGACAGGAUUCCAUGCAGUUGCAAGGUCGAAGCCCCCAGUUACAAGCUUUGUUCCAGCAACAGAGACUUAGGCAACAGCAGCAGCUUUUGCAGUCAAUGCCACCAUUGCAGAGAGCACACUUGCAGCAGCAGCAACAACAGCAGAUGCAGUUGAGGCAGCAAUUGCAACAACAAGGAAUGCAGCAAGCAGCUGCAAUGAGGCGCCCCUUUGAUGGUGGUGUAUGUGCCCGCCGGCUAAUGCAGUACCUAUAUCACCAACGGCAAAGGCCACCUGACAAUACUUUUGCAUACUGGAGGAAAUUCGUUGCAGAGUAUUAUUCUCCUCGUGCAAAGAAGAGAUGGUGUUUGUCACUGUAUGAUAAUGUCGGGAGUCAUGCACUUGGUGUUUUCCCUCAAGCUGCUAUGGAUGCCUGGCAUUGUGAUAUUUGUGGGUCUAAAUCUGGAAGGGGGUUCGAAGCUACUUUUGAAGUACUUCCCAGACUUAAUGAAAUCAAAUUUGGUAGUGGAGUAGUUGAUGAGCUUCUCUUUUUGGACAUGCCCCGUGAGAUUAGAUUCCCUUCUGGAAUAAUGAUGUUGGAAUAUGGAAAAGCAGUUCAGGAGAGUGUAUAUGAGCAGCUUCGUGUUGUUCGUGAGGGGCAGCUUCGCAUCAUAUUCACUCAGGAUUUAAAGAUAUUAUCUUGGGAGUUCUGCGCACGUAGACAUGAAGAACUUUUUCCGCGUCGUUUGGUUGCACCUCAGGUAAACCAGUUACUUCAGGUUGCACAGAAAUGCCAGAGCACAAUAUCUGAAGGUGGAUCUGAGGGGGUUUCUCAGCAGGACUUGCAAACAAACAGCAAUAUGGUCCUGACGGCUGGACGGCAGCUUGUGAAGAGUUUGGAGUCACAGUCAUUGAAUGACUUGGGUUUUUCGAAAAGAUAUGUCAGAUGUUUGCAGAUCGCUGAGGUUGUAAGUAGCAUGAAAGAUCUAAUAGAUUUUUGUCGGGAACACAAGGUUGGGGCAAUUGAUGGCUUGAAAAACUAUCCUCGACAUGCCAGUGCAGCCAAGCUCCAAAUGCAAAAAAUGCAGGAAAUGGAGCAGUUAGCAAACGUUCAGGGUCUGCCAACCGAUAGGAAUACGCUGAAUAAGCUAAUGGCAUUACAUCCGGGAAUAAACAACCCGUUAGGCAACAACCAUCACAUGGUCGGUAGAGGAACUUUAAGUGGUUCAGCACAAGCUGCUUUGGCACUUACUAACUACCAGAAUCUGCUUAGUAGGCAGAACUCUAUGAAUUCAAACCCUAACUCGCUUCAUCAGGAAGCCUCUUCCUUCAAUAGUUCUAACCAGAGUCCAUCUUCAAACUUCCAAGGGCCUGCUGCCAUUUUACCGGGAUCCAUGCAGAGUCUGCCUGUUAGUGGCUUAUCGAGUCCCCUGUUACCAACACCACAGCAGCAGCAGCAACAGCUUAGUGGUAACUUAAUGCAGAAGAACCAUCCACAGUCGCCUCAGGGUAACCAGGUUUUACAACAACAAAUGAUGCAACAGCUGUACCAUGAUAUGUCUAAUAACAAUACUGCAGUUCAACAGCAACAGCAGUCCCUGAGUGGGCAGAAUGGGAAUGCUAGUGUGGGAAGAAAUGGAAUGGGAUACGGUAACAACACUGCUGCUCCAGCUGCAGCUACCUCUAAUGUAUCCGGAAGUGUAGCAGGGCCUGCUCCGAGUCGAAGCAACAGUUUUAAAGCUGCUUCGAACAGUGAUUCCUCAGCAGCAGGUGGCAACACUGGAUUCAACCACAGAGCACCUGAUUUGUCUCAGACUCUUCAUUUGCAGGACGAUAUAGUUUCGGAUAUAGCUCAAGAGUUCCUCGACAACGGGUUUUUUAACAACGAACUCGACGAUAAUAUUGGUUAUGGCUGGAAAGCAUGACUAACGUAAUAUGGCCCCAAUUAAUGGCUCUUCUGUCGGGUGAGUACCGGGCAAAUCGAUGUACAGAGCAUUUGAAACAACGGCCCUUUUCUUCCCUAUUGUUUUUUCUUUCCCUGCCUCUUCAAUAUGGCAUUGUUGUGACAUCACUUUGUGCUUUAAGUAGGGAUUUAGUGAUCAUUUUCUUUCUUUAUCCCCCUACUUUUUCAAGGUUUUCCAGUUUUCAAGUCUUGCAAGUGUAAUCUAUUGAACGAACUUGAGAACAGAUUCUGUUUCUUAUUAAUCUGAUGUUUUACAUGUUUCACUGCCCA